This is a messenger RNA of Cyclocybe aegerita, 336 nucleotides long. Lineage: Eukaryota; Fungi; Basidiomycota; Agaricomycetes; Agaricales; Hemipholiotaceae. The record is from the annotation of a GenBank genome assembly.
AUGCCUUCACCUGCUCAGCUUCAAGGCGGACAAAUGUCUCGACAAACCACGUCGCUUUACACACAAGACCAGCUGUCUCCAAUAACUUCACCUAUUGAAGCCCAACCGACGUCUAUCCACGAUACAAUGAGCCCCACAUCUGCAGCUACCCUAGGACAACAAUACCGCGACCAACUUUUCGCCCAGUGUGCUCUCGGAAACCAUGAGAAGACGACGCGCUACGGGAUUUGUGGAAUCAUCUCUUCCAUUGUGUUAUUCCCGUUGGGUUUGAUUUGCCUCUUCAUCGAUAAGGAGAAGAAGUGCGCGCGUUGCGGUGUCAGUCUGAAGACGAAGUGA